Pyrgilauda ruficollis (rufous-necked snowfinch) is the source of this 6686-nucleotide messenger RNA. It is a transcript of the gene THRB, whose product is annotated as thyroid hormone receptor beta. The transcript is spliced from 7 exons. Lineage: Eukaryota; Metazoa; Chordata; Aves; Passeriformes; Passeridae. Gene Ontology annotation, biological process: negative regulation of transcription by RNA polymerase II; retinoic acid receptor signaling pathway; cell differentiation. The coding region runs from base 1 to 1551 and encodes 516 amino acids. Gene Ontology annotation, molecular function: zinc ion binding; nuclear receptor activity; RNA polymerase II cis-regulatory region sequence-specific DNA binding. The record is from RefSeq and is a predicted model, not a curated record.
AUGGUGGCUGAAUGGGCAUGGCUGAAGGGUUCUGCAUCGUAUCAGUGCAGUCCAGUGGAGAUGCACAGGAAUACCACAGCAUCAGGAGAGCUGGGGAACCACUUGCUUUCCAAAACUCCACACCUGAGCAAGAUUUUGGCAAAGCCAACGGUUUGUAGUGCUGCAGUAUUUGCCAAACAUCCAGGACGUGGCCUCCCGCUGUGGGACAGACUGAUUCACCUUCCUGACAGAAAUCAGAAAUGGAAUGUAGUGGGCAUAACAGAAAAUAAUUUCUGUAGGAAAAGACACUUCAAAAAUUAUGUUAUCCAGAGGAAUGGACAGCAGCUUUUGCAAUGCCGACAUGCUUCAACUUGGACUAGUACAAUUUUACAUCCAGGCUAUACAAAAGCAAACUUUCAAAUCAUGUCAAGUGUCCAGGAAUACCAAAAAGAAGAAAAAAAGUGUAAAGGGUACAUACCCAGUUACUUAGACAAGGAUGAGCUAUGUGUAGUAUGCGGGGACAAAGCCACCGGAUAUCAUUAUCGCUGCAUCACUUGCGAAGGUUGCAAGGGUUUUUUUAGAAGAACCAUUCAGAAGAACCUCCAUCCAACCUAUUCCUGUAAAUAUGAAGGAAAAUGUGUGAUAGACAAAGUAACAAGAAAUCAGUGCCAGGAAUGUCGCUUCAAAAAGUGUAUCUUUGUUGGCAUGGCAACAGAUUUGGUGUUGGAUGACAGCAAGAGGUUGGCAAAGAGGAAGCUGAUAGAAGAAAAUCGAGAGAAGAGACGUCGGGAAGAGCUGCAGAAAACCAUUGGGCACAAACCAGAGCCAACAGAUGAGGAAUGGGAGCUCAUCAAAAUUGUCACUGAAGCACAUGUGGCCACCAAUGCACAGGGAAGCCACUGGAAGCAGAAAAGGAAAUUUCUGCCAGAAGAUAUUGGGCAGGCACCAAUAGUUAAUGCCCCAGAAGGUGGGAAAGUGGAUUUAGAAGCCUUCAGCCAGUUUACAAAAAUUAUCACACCAGCGAUUACAAGAGUGGUGGAUUUUGCCAAAAAGUUGCCUAUGUUUUGUGAGCUGCCAUGUGAAGACCAGAUCAUCCUUCUGAAAGGCUGCUGUAUGGAGAUCAUGUCCCUCCGAGCAGCAGUUCGCUAUGACCCCGAGAGUGAGACUUUAACACUAAAUGGGGAGAUGGCGGUGACAAGGGGCCAGCUGAAAAAUGGGGGUCUUGGCGUAGUGUCUGAUGCCAUUUUUGACCUGGGCAUGUCUCUUUCUUCAUUUAACCUGGAUGACACCGAGGUUGCCCUUCUUCAGGCUGUUCUACUCAUGUCAUCAGAUCGCCCAGGCCUUGUUUGCGUCGAGAGAAUAGAAAAGUGUCAAGAGGGUUUCCUCCUGGCAUUUGAACACUACAUUAAUUACAGAAAACACCAUGUUGCACACUUUUGGCCAAAACUGCUGAUGAAAGUGACAGAUCUGCGAAUGAUCGGAGCCUGCCAUGCCAGCCGCUUCCUGCACAUGAAGGUGGAGUGCCCCACAGAACUGUUCCCUCCAUUGUUCCUGGAAGUGUUUGAGGAUUAGAGACUGAAGUGGUUCUCCACACCCCCGUCGCACUACUGGCUGUCAUUUCAUCCCGUUGCCCAGCUCUUCUCACCUGUUUGUUCUUCUUCUUUCGUGGUCUUCUGUUUGUUGAGAUGGGGCUGGGGUUUUGUUUGAGUUUUCUUUUGGGGUUGCUGGGGGGCAGUUGUAUACACAUGGAUGAAAACAUCCCUUUAAUGCGGGUACUUGUGACUAUUGCAAUUUGUUCUUCAGUCCUUUGAUGUGAGUGCUUUGACAGCUUAACAGUGAAAAUACGAACAGACCAAUCUCAUUCACCAGCAUUUGUGUGGUCACCAGCUCACACCCAUCAUUGCCUGGAAAAUAGGGGAGAGAGAUUGAAGUGGCAGAAAAAUAAAUUUGCCUUCAAGUUGAAACAGCUAUUGUUAAUUUGACCCUGGCAAUUCUGUCUUGUAUUACUCCUUUUGCAGGGUACAACUGACCAAUUCAUAGUACAAAAUUUCUGGUCAUUGUGAUGGUUUCUAUUGUAACAAUUACCACUAUGGUCUAGAAUCUUCAUCAUCAUUAUGAUCCCAUCAUUCUCUGAGGUUUUUUCCAGCAGAUGCAGUUUAACUCUGCACCAUAAAUCAAGUACUUUAAAUAAUGCAGAGUGUUAGAAAGGACUGAGUCUUUUUUUUUUUUCCAUGUGUAUAAGAUAUUAAGAUCUUCAGUUUCUAAAUUUGGACUCCAGGUAACUUCACUGGAAGGUUUGUUGGAGUGAGGACAGAAAUUUGAUUCUCUGAGGUGCUCCUGAUAGUGAAGGAGUCUGCUUUUUCUGAGGUGUGUGCAAAAUCCAUCACUCUGAGGGAGAAGACUCUCUGUCGGGAUAGCAGGCAGUGUCUCAGAGUUAUUCAGGGAUAUGAGAGCUCAUGGAAUGAUGACAAGGAGAAUGAAACAUAUGGGGUGACCUUCAGAUAGGACAGAAACCAACUGUGUUAUUAACAACACACAAGACUGUAGAGCUUUAUCCCAGGAAUACAAAUAGUGUUGCUCAGCAGUAAUCCUUUGUUUUAUAUAUAUAUAUAUAUAUAUAAAGUUUAUAUGCACAUAUAUAUAUAAUUUUAUAUAUAUAUAUAAUUAGAAAUCUUCAGCAGAUGUCUUAAACAUAUUUUCGUAUUUUUAUCUUCUCUCUCUUUUUCUGACUCUGCCCUGUGUGUGUGCAUUAGAUCAGCUGAGUUCUCCCUCCCUACAGGUAUGUCUGUAUGUGUUUCCUUGGGCUAGAUGCUCUCUUGAUCCUUUUAAUUUAUUUCCACUAACUGCACUAGCAGGAACCAAACUGAGCAAUGACAAAAUGUCCUGCUGCCAAAGUCUGCAAGCCAGUACACACAGUCCUGGAAUGUUUGGAGGCCAGUGAUAAGGACAUUGUAGGCAGAGGUUCCUCUCUAUCACCAUCUCCAUUCAGGGAUGUUGUCCCUGGGUUUUAUAAACUUGAUAUUAAACCAUCCUCUGAAUUUGUAUGACACUUCUAAAACAUCUUUCUCUUCUUCCUGGGAACCAGGAAGAUUUAGUUCAUGUUUUUUGCACUGCCUCAUACCCUACGUUCUUUCAUGUUGUACAUUGAUUUGUACCAGUUUCUUUCUCUGCUAUUUAUUGACCCAUUUGCCCAGUAAGUUGUGGGCAUUGUUAGGGUGGAUGUGUUGACUUUCAAAGCUCAUGGCCCAUAUCUGAACCCAUAUGUUAUGUGCUUAUCCCCUCAUAAAAACAGGAUACUCAGGAAAAUUAAUAGAUGGAACACGAUAUAUGUGUGUCAGGAGUUAAACUCUUCCUACCAUUCUUUCCCUACUUCAUUGAUAAAGCAUUUGGAGUGCUAUUGGGCACAAUUUUAGGGAUGUGGAAUCUUGUUCUCUCUGUUGUUUGAUACCAUAUGCACCUGUGAUGAGCUGUGAGCACUAAUGUUAUCACUUAGGGUUUUUUUUGUCAGAACAUGAAACACAUUGGGGUGUGUAGGAGUUUUUCUGCAGGCAGCAGUGAAGACACACCAUUGGAGAUUCUUAAAUAUUUGGUGUAGAACCUCUUUUGUUGUCUGUGUUGGCUCCAUCUUAAAGUGUCUAAACAACAUCUCUAUCCAAAUUCCUUGUAGAGCACUGUCUUGGGGGCAAAGAGUCAGAAACUGGCUUUUUGGAUAGGUGAUUGGGGUGACUUGGUGGAGGACUUACAGCAUGUAAUAGGGAAGUCAGAAAAGCAGCCAAUCCCUUACUUGCGCUGAUGCCUUCACAUUCUAGAAACAAAACAACACACUUUCGAGACAAUAUUCAUAUAGCAAGGAAUAUAAAAGCAGAAUUGGAGGCCUCCAGGUGCAAAUAUGGCAAAAUGCACAUGUGAUACAGGACUUCCACAAUUUUAUAAGUUUAAUAAAUUAGCAUAUUUAGCAAUAGUGUCCAAUUAAAAGAGCAUUUAGUUAAGUAAUUCCCCCUUUUGGUUCUGCCCAUUUGGAGCCCCUCCUGAGUUUCUAGCCAUAUUUAUUAUGUCUAGAAUACAUGGUAAAAGGAAAUAAGACAUCCUUGGCUGAAGAGGCAAGACUAAAUAAUAUUUCAGGAAUGUAGCAUAAUAUGUCUUAGAAGGUUAUCUUAUUGAUUUAAAUGUAGGGGAAAAGGGGUAGGAAAAGUACUGGGAGCUACAGCCAUGUAUCAGAAAUCUUCAAAGCUUUAAAUAUAUGACAAAUACAUGAAAGGCUUAGGCAUCAGUGCCUAUGCCCACAGUGGCUUGCAAAGAAAAGAGGAAUGUGCGUGUCUUUUGAAGCCCUGUUCUGCCAUGGAUCUGAGCAUGGAAUUCCUCCUGAAGCCAGUGCAAGUAUCUCACCUGUUUGCUUAAUGUAAGCUUGAGUAGGCAUUCAAGCUUUUGACUGUGCUGGAGGUGAGACCCAGGAGAGGAAGCAUCACAUCUCAUUCUAAAAUACCAAUGCAGUUUGGAGCUGUGCUAAGUCAGGGUUCAGAAAGUCAGGCCUCCUUCCUUAGGUGAUUGCAGAUGGACUGAAGUGCCUAAAAUCAGGCAACUGACUUAGACAGUUCUGGCAGUGCUCUAAGCAGAAAGGACAUCCAUCAACAUGUUUUUCUAGCUUUUCUGGUUAAGUUGGAGUCUGGCACUAAUUAACAGACUGAGUUAGUAGUAUUCCCUUACUGAAAACUAAAGCUAAGCUUGUAGUUGGACAGAUUUGAUGAACUGACAUCUAAUAGCCUCUGAUCUCCUACCAGUCUUACUUUGUGUCACUUCCUUUACUUCCUCAGUGUGACUGCUGAUUUAUGUGAUCGUGAGGGCGAAACUAACUGACCUUAGCUCUGCAAAGAUGUACUUCUAAAUAUCAGUGAUCUUAAGCCAUUGUGGGAUUGUGCCCCUGGACUGACCACCUCAGUGGCAGACGCCAAUGCCGCAGUCAGCACCCUCGGUAGUAACUGGCCUUCUGAGUGAAAUAACAAACUUGUGCUUUCUAGUGCAGUCCAGAGUAUUGUUUCUGCUGGUGCCACAUGGCUCUUGUGUUUGCUUUGUGGUCUACAUGUGGGUCUUACACAGAAGGUUUUUCCUCUCAAACCUGAUUGUCACCAUUCAUGGUAUUUCCCUGAGUAACAUGUGCAUUUAGAUACUCAUUUCAUGUGUAAUCUCAGUUAAGUUUUGAUAUUUAUUAUAACAUAUAUAGUGUGUGCUAAUGAUUUUUGUUUACAUUCUGCCAAAACGUAGACCUUAGAGUUAGACUUCCCAGGUCCAAAAUCAUCUUUGAGCAGACUGCUUGCUUCUUCAGACAGGUAUCAGAAAGAGGAAAAAACUGUCCAGAAAGACCAUUUAUAUCAGAAAUCUGCCAAGAGAGGGCUGUUAAUCACAAACAGAGCAUGUCAUUGCUAGUGAUGUAUUUUUAUGCUAUGGAACUCUAAUCUGUAUGUGUCAUAUUGACUUCUUGCUGCAUGAAUCAUAAAUUUUAAAAAUCAGUCUUAUGGUUUUGAGAUGUAGCCAGCAUUCCUAAGGCUAAACCUUUUUCACUGACAGAAUCAAAAUCCACAACCAAGGAACGUUUUCCUCUCACUGUGAGAGCAAAUGAAAGUGUUCAACAUUUAUCUUUUCACAAAGGAAGAGGCAACAGAGCCUCUUAAUGUGUCUUGUUAUUGUGAUCAUCUGGAAAUGAUUGCCAGACGUUUCCUUUUGAUAUAGUAAUGAAGUGAUCUGUAUUUAAAUUUUAUAGAGAGAAUUUUAUUCUAGUGUGAUAGAGAUUUAUUUUCCACUUAAAGACUCAAAACGGUGUGAGCACGUUUUUGGUUUGUUCCUUUUUUUUUUUUUUACUAUGGUAUAUUUUUGCUUUAAAAUUAAAAACAAAACAAAAAAAAAAAGGUUUGGCCUUAUCACAAAGUUUUAGUAUAGAUGUUAGCAAACGCAAAGAGUAUGCAUUAUUUGUGUGUAUCCACAUUGACUGAUGUCGCCUUCAAAAAGCAAUAUUGUGCAGGUAAUAAGUUGUUUGUGACUGUCCAUUGCACAGUUUACCUUCUUUAAAAGCUAACCUUGUUUAUGCACAAGACAAUCAAAUGUAAAUCUACAUCAGCACCCAGGUGUGGAUUAAAUUUAUGUAAAUUACUGAGCACAAUGUAAAACAUUAAAAGACACUUUAUUUAAUUACACAUUUAAUGUUGGUAAAGAUAGUAUCAGGGCAUGAACUAGCUGACAUACUGUAAUUUCUUUUUCUCUUUUCCUACUUCCUUAGCACUCUACAGUUUCAGUUUGCUCAUAAAUACAUCAAAUUAGUCAUUCAUACUUUUUUUAAAGAGGAGGGUGGUUUGGCUUGUUUAUUUGUUUUUAUGAAGUUGGUUGGGAGGACUUACUACUUUGUCUAUGAAGUUUGUGGGUUUUACUUAUUUGGUUUAUUUUUUUAUAUCAGUUUCAUGCCCUGAGGGUAAGGCAAACAUUACACCAUACAGUAAAAAACAAAGUACCUUGGAUGAUGUAUUUUUUUGCAAACAGUGUUAAGAGUUAUGCUAGAUUGGUAAUAUUUUUUCAGCCUAAAAUAUAUUAAAAAAAAUCUGUGAUCACAAAUGUUUUAAACUAUCUAAAGAGAAAAUUUGUAUAUUUGGGGAAGAAAAUAAUUUUUACAUAGCUUUUGUAUGCAGAUAUUAAAAUGUAAUUAUGAAUAUAGUGGGCAUAGA